UUGAGAGUGUGACUGUACACUGGGUGUCAGUUUGAGAGUGUGACUGUACGGUCAGUGGGUGCGUCUAUGAGUUUGUGCCGGUUUGGAGGUGUGCCUGUAGUCUGUGUGAGGAUAUGUCUCUUUAAAGGUGUUUCUUUGGACCGGGAGCCUACUAGAGGGUGUGCCUGGACUCUGAGGAAGUUCCUGCCUCUCUGAGCUCAGGUAGUGCAGAGACGUCGGGAGGAGGCGGCGGUUCCGCCCCGUACGCCGUGCCAGUGAGCGAGGCUCCGUCCCUCCCCCUUCUCGCCGCUCGCCGGUCGCCGAGCUUGUUGCUCGGGCUGAAGGGACGCCGUGAUCCGGCGCGGAGAGCCGGAGUCUGGGCACACGGGAUGGCAGCGACCGACUGGGACUGGUUUCAGCGGGAGGAACUCAUCGGACAAAUCAGCGACCUGAGGGUACAGAACCUGCAGGUUGAACGGGUCAGGACCCAGAAGAGGACGUUUACACGAUGGAUCAACUUCCACUUGGAAAGGUGCAAACCACCGCUGGAGGUGAGAGAUCUGUUCCAUGACAUGCAAGAUGGGAAGGUGCUGAUGGCUUUGCUGGAGGUGUUGUCUGGGCACAAGCUGAUGCACCAGUACAAGCACUCAAGGCAUCGGAUUUUCCGGCUGAACAACAUCGCCCGAGCCCUGAAAUUCCUGGAGGAUGGCUAUGUGAAGCUGGUCAGCAUCGAUGCCCCUGAGAUUGCAGACGGCAACCCUUCGAUGAUCCUGGGCUUGAUCUGGAACAUCAUCCUUCACUUCCAGAUAAAGGAAGCAGCGGGCCACCUGAAGAUUUUCUCCAUGACUAACAGCCUGUCGUCCUUGCACAAUGGGAAUGAGAGCGACCUGACGAAACAGCCUGCUUCUGUCCAGGAGGCGGUGCCCCUGGCCCCAUACAAGGACCAGAGGAAGGUUAUUAAAGCACUACUGAAGUGGGUGCAGAGGGCAACGGCAAAGUAUGGUGUGGCCGUCCAGGACUUUGGGAGCAGCUGGCGGAGUGGAAUCGCCUUCCUGGCGCUCAUCAAGGCCGUCGAGCCCAGCCUGGUGGACAUGGCGAAAGCGAUGGAGAGACCGAGCCGGGUAAACCUUGAAGAUGCUUUCAAGAUAGCAGAAGACAGUCUUGAGAUCCCACCACUCCUCGAGCCAGAAGAUGUGGAUGUUGAACGUCCUGAAGAACAGUCCAUUGCGACCUAUGUCUCACAGUUUCUGGAACAUUUCCCUUAUGUGGACGAGAACAAUUUGGCAGAAGAUGCCUCUGAAUUGCCAUUGGAAAACUCUUGCUUCAGCCCUGAAGUUAUGCCUUCAAACUUAGGAGUGCAAUAUUCAAGUAAGACCCAGGAAGAAGAACUGAACAGUGUUUUAAACAAUGAAUCCUAUGCUUCAGAAAAUACCAAGGAACCUGUGCACACCUCGCAGAGAGAGGAGAUGGUCGAUGAUCUACCAUCACAUGAUGACGUUGAUCACUUCCUUGUUAACGAGAAUGGAGGCUCUGAGAGAGAAGCAUCUCCUUCAUCCAUUCCCAAUGCCAAUAACUCAACUAUAUAUCAAGAUAAUGGACCGCCAUCAUUGGAUUUGCGCCGCCGAUCCUCGCAGCAUAGCCCCGAGGCUACUGAGACAGUAGAGGAGAUAUUUGUACUGCUGCAUCCAGUGAGGAGAAAGACUUCAACUGGAGAGAAGAUAUUGGUUCUAGAGGAGGAGCCAUCGUCCCCAGUCUCCCAUGACAGCGGCUCACCGGUCUCAGCCAAUGACGUUUUCACAGUUGUACCCAAUGUUGAAGCCUCUGCGUCGUCUGUAAAAUCGGCAGGUGAUGCCUCCUCGGAGACCUCCGUACAGAAAGGCGUCAUGGACUCUUACAAUUCCAGUAACUCUCAACUUCAUUCUUUAUGUCCUGUCGACCUCCGAGCGGAGGCCAGCGCUCCUGCCCAGAACCGUACCGUUUCAGAAUCGGGUACGCAGACAGAUGAGAAGCCAUCUGUUCAGCAGAAUGAGAGGUCCUCCACGGGGAUCAGCUCAAUCCUCCAGGGCGAUGAGAAAGUGUCUGUGAUACCACUCAACCUUGUUUAUUACCCUCAUUACGACGUACCUGUGUCUGAGGUGCUUGAAGCUUUCUCGGUUACCGGUACUUCACAGAGGGAUCUUAUUCCCAGGAUUCAGUCUGACAAAGAACUGUCACCACUUACUGACGAAGCCUAUCAGUCUUGUUCCGAGUUCAGUGGCACAUUCUCACUGCAAGAACUCAGUCCAACCUCAUCUGAUUACGCGCUGUGCUCCCCUGACACUGAUCAAGCAGACACUUUGAAUCAUUCUCGUCCUUCAGAAACUAGAGAGGUUGUUCAGCCAUUGUCUUCCUUGCAAGAGACUGAGACGGCCGAGUUUGUGCCCGAGGUGAAGACUGGUAUUCCCGGCGAACUGGCUGUGGUGUGUCAGGGUGAGCUGUCAGGACAGCCUACACUACACCAUCCUGAUAGACCUUGGGAAGAAAAGUCCUCAGAACCAAACAACGGAGAUCUUCAAGUAUCUGAGGGAGGAUCUCACGCGGAUGAAGAAGAAAGGCGUGAAGGUUCAGAGGAGGUUGGAGCCCAGCAGUGGGACCUGCAGACAAAUCCAAGGGACAGGGCAGAGGAGACUGGAGAAGAGGAGGAGGGCUUGGGCAGUGAGACAGAGCUGGUGGCCAUCGCCAGCUCACAGCAACUCGCAGAACCACAGAGCACCGAGGUUUCAAGCUCAAUAGUUACAAGAAGUGUUGAAGACGUGAGAGAUGCAAACAGCUACGAUCCUUAUGGUCUGGAUCAAGAAUUGCCUGCAGAAGUGGUGGACGAAGAUCAUUUAAAUCUUUGGCAACAUCAUGCAAGUGAGCAAGAUCAGAUGAAGUCACUGCUGGAACUGGGAACACUUGAUGAACACUCCCAUGAUCUACUGAUGUCAGCAGCAGAACAGGACGAACAGCGCGAGGUAUCAGAUUGUCAGCUGCCCUUGAACGAACCAAAAAUAACAGAGCAAACAAGUGUGGAAACAAGGUCAGCCCUAGAGUCUUGCAAUCCAAUUGCAUUGACAUUUGCCAGUCGAGAAGCCUCCAUCGAAAGCUGUGAGGAGACACCUUUAGAUUUGACUGCACAUCCUCAUCUUCUGUACCUGAUCGUUCUGCUUUGGAUGGCCGUGUACUGGAUGAUCAUUCUUCUGCACCUCGACCUGGAGAGGCUGGGGCUCUUUGCAUCCAGUUAAUGUUACCAGACAAUCCAGUCUGCUCUGCUCAUAGCUGACUUGUUUUGCAUUGUUCGGUUUUAUCUUAGUGGAAAAUUUUAAAAACUAUUCUGGAAUGGCAGCCCAUAUUCCGUAGUGAAAUCCCAUUCUUCCAAUGCUCUUAACAAAGAUAAAUGGCUAAUCUUUAUAAUUGUAGCCACUGGGUGAAAUUUGAGAAACUAUUUUCUUUCCAUAAAACAUGAAAGGGUAGAUUCGUGAGAAUGGUCAGAUCAGGUCUGGUUAUUAAUAAAUCCCCAUGCCUAUCUUCAAAGAAACCAGACAAUUGGAUAACAAACCCACGGUUGUACAUAACCGCAUGUGCACAAGAGGUUUGGAGUAAGUGGAGACCUUGUGUCAGUUGGGUAAGAGAAGGAAAGUGACAGUUUUCUUGUACGUGAAGUGAUCUUUUUCUAAAUUAUUUUACUUUUCUGCCUGGUACGUCAUUAAUAAGCUACAAUGUGGGAAGUAAAUGCCAAAACUGAAAAGAAAGUGCAGGGAUGUGAAAAGCUGAUACAUGUGGCCAAGGGUAACAAAACCAAGAUUGAAGAUUUGGGCAGAGUAGUUAGUCAGAUGGGAAUGUUCUGGAUUCUGAACUUCUCAUAGAAAAUGCCUGGAGAACAGGGAUACCAGUCAUCCACGUCCAUUUUCCACCUAUCACGGCUGGGUGCACACAUUUGUGCAUCUACCUAGUAUUCUGUGCAAUAAGCAUAACUCUGUGAUUCUGAUUCCUGUGGCUUCUGAGAUGAUCCACCUUGGUUUCCCCACAAAACUGGCCUUCAAUCCUUCUGUGAUAAAACCUUUAGUAUUACACACAAAAUGCUGGAGGAACUCAAUGGGUCAAGGAGCAUCCAUGGAGAGGAAUAAAUAGUUGAUGUUUCAGGUCAAGUUCCUUCAUCAGGACUGGAAAGGAAGGGUGGAGAAAGCUGGUAUGGUAUCCUAUACCACCAGGUUCAGGAAGCCAGAAGAUAACAGUGCAAUCUGAUCGAGUGCAAAAGGCAAUUAAUUAAACUAAGUCCUCGUGAAGGGUACUGGCCAAAAACAUCAACUGUUUAUUCCUCUUCAUGGAUGUUGUCUGACCUCCUGAGCUCCUCCAGCAUUUAUCUGUGUGUGUGUGUGUUACUCCAGAUUUCCAGUGUCUCUAGAAGCCUUUAAAUUAAAGAAAAAUAGCAGCUGAUCCAGAUUAUGACAAUCUUAUAUUGCUGUUCCAACUCCUCCAUCUCUUGCUGAAAAACACAAAAUAUAAAGAUAAGACUCCAUAGUGGACAAUUGUCUGAACCCUGGUGGUAAAUUAAUAAUAUAAUGACUAAAGCCUGCAGAAUACUUAAAUCCAGGAUCUCUUUCCUUCUCUCUAAUAUUCAUAACCUAUCCAUCAUUGGUUACUUAUUUGCCAGUGGGUGUCCGCCUUCGAUAAAUGUGUAUGUAAUGACACUGAUGAAAUCUAAGGACAAGGCUCGCUUCAGUUUAGUGUCACUUUUGCAACAUGCACAAAGUGCCAGAGCAUCUCAGCAGGUCAGGCAGCAUCCGUGGAGUCACCAAAGAGUCUCGGCCCGAAACAAUGACUGUUUAUUCCCCUCCAUAGAAGCUGCCUGACCUGCUGAGUUCCUCCAGCAUCUUAUGGGUGUUGCUCUGGAUUUCCAGCAACUACAGAAUCUCUUGGGUUUUUGGUUUAGCUUUUCCUUGGUGCAAUCUUUUCCUCUUUCAUCCAGUUGAUGGUAACAAUACUUAAAAUGAUACGUCAGACUGCUGCAGGAAGUAGAGGCUGGGCCUUUGCUGUUCGUGUAGCUAAUGUACAAGUACUUCUGAAUGGCAUUUUAUGCCUGUGCGUCUGUGUUUGUGCAGCCUGAGACAGAUCUGAUUUUACUACUGAAGCAGUCUUACUGUUACCUUGUGAGCGUAAGUUUGUUUUUAACCUCUUCCUCCCCACACAGUGGAGACAUCCUCUAUAUCUAUUGGAUUUUUCCUGUUAAGCAGCAGUAAGGGAACCGAAGUUAUUUUCAAAACGUGUAGAUAGUUCGAGCCGGGUGGCAGGGUCUUUUACGAAGGUUACAUCUUGUACCCAGGAUGUGCCCUGUAAGAUUUAUAAACCUUUUCUCUAAAAUUACCGCAAGUCCUGUGUAACACCAUCGUGUGCUUAAAGGUCUGUGCCUGCUUCACUGACAGGCACAUUCCUAAGCUGUGACCCCACCCUCCCACCCACACACCACCUCCCUCACUUGCUGUCACAUCCUGAUGAAGGAUCUCGGUCCAAAACAUCAACUCUAUUCCCCCUGCAUUUUGUGUGUGUUACUCUGGAUUUCCUACACCUUCAGAAUCUCUUGUCUUCCUGUCAGCCUUAUCGAUGUUGGAUCUGGUUAGGGGCAGGGUAUUCCCAACAGGAUAUGUACAGUCUCUGCCUGAAGGAACAGUGCCAUUCUGUAACAUUCAUGGGUUACUAGAGAUGUUCCAUGACUACCAGUUAUCUUGACCAAUCAGCAGCUUCGAGAAUGAGUAUAGCACAUCAUGCCCUGCAGAAUCUCUUGUGUUUAAAAUCUCGUCUGCACCCUCUCUAAAGCUUCCACAUCCUUCCUGUGAAGUCGCUCGCAAAGUCAGUGAGGAUGGCUGGUGGCCACUCUCCUUGCUCCUGUUUCCCUCUUCCGUCACUGCAAGCACUCAGAGCACUGGAGGGACUCAGUAGAUCAGGCAGCAUCGAUACGGAGAGGGGGACUGUUUCCAUUUCAGAACCCUUGAUGGGUCUCAGCCUGAAACAUCGACUGUCUGUAUCCCUUCACAGAUGCUGCCUAACCCGCUGAGUUCCUCUGGUACUGGUCUGCAGGUGGAUACUGGAGGCUCAUGGCAGUGUUACAGAUAUUUGAGGCUCGAACAGACACUGCUGAGUUCUAUAGCUAAUGUAUUAAGAGUACUGGCAGGUACAGUAUCAAGUGCUCCAUGUUUGAUUUUUAAAUCCAAUGAGAUGAAUUUAAUCUAUUUUUAGUGGACCAAACAUAAUGUCAUGAAAGCUUUGGUGUCAUGGCUGCUUUCCAGUUCUGUUGGGUUAAGGGUGGUUUGUGGUUAAAGUUGCUAAAUUGUACUUGGACAUGGAGUUUUAUCUGGUCUUGCUGGGAAGAACUCUGAAAAUUCCUGGAAGUGCCUGUAGGUCAGGGGAUGAUUCCAGAGUAGGCUUCAAUUAAUCUCGGGUGAGCAAGAAACCAGUUACUGAGUGGGUCUGUCAUCUAUGGAAUGACUCUGGGGUCUCCGGAACUUUCAGCUAAGAACGUUCUCUUGGCACGUCAAACAAAGAAACGAUUUCUCAAUCAGGGCAUCAUGUUUAGUGUGGGACUUUUGGCAAUCUUUUCACCACAGCCUGGCUGGUAGAGUCACUGUCUGAUUUAUUUCCUUUUGUUUUUGCAGUCACCUCAAGGCGAGCAUAUUCUGAGGGCUGUGCCGUCCAGGCUAAUUUCUCCCCUGUUGUCCAGACCUCUGACUUGCUCAGCUGUUUGGGUUAAAAAACUAAUAAAGGAAGUGGCUGUCUCGUACCAUCGUCCUGUAGGGGUCAGUUGUACAUUCCUCGACAGAAGGGAUAGUGUGGCCCAGAGGCUGGCCCUCCACAGGGUGUGCUUUCUGACUCAGAAAUCUAGAGACAUCCAUCAUUUAUAGUUCUUGAUAGAAGCUGGUUGACUUGGCAGUCUUUCAACUCGAUGUUAUUAGUAAAAUUAUAUGAUGAAUCUCAAAAUCAAAUAUUUUCACACAAAUAUUGAUAAUAUUUCCAUGAGAUGAUGUACAUUUUUGGAAUAUUCUGUAAAGAAAAUUAGUUUAUGUGAAUAGAAUUUUGUUCAAACUGUUUAAUAAAAAUCUUUAAA
Messenger RNA from Mobula hypostoma (lesser devil ray), 7096 nucleotides. Its product is annotated as calmin-like. The record is from RefSeq and is a predicted model, not a curated record. Gene Ontology annotation, cellular component: meiotic nuclear membrane microtubule tethering complex; cytoplasm; nuclear outer membrane. Gene Ontology annotation, molecular function: actin filament binding. The coding region runs from base 369 to 3242 and encodes 957 amino acids. Gene Ontology annotation, biological process: nuclear migration. Lineage: Eukaryota; Metazoa; Chordata; Chondrichthyes; Myliobatiformes; Myliobatidae. The transcript is spliced from 14 exons.